GGUGUUUAAGGUGUCACAAGAGCUGGUUCCAGAGAAACGUGUUCAGUCAGUGAGGAUACGAGAAGCUGGCCUUUGGCAUCCCCUUGAUGCCUUUUCACACGUUGGGGAUAAUUCCUGACCCCAGCGUGUGCUUUGCUUUGCAUUCAUGGUAGAUGUGCUGACAACAAGAAUGACAAUUCUUCACACAGCACAAACUGGGGAGACCUAACUGGAUGCAGACACUUCUGUCUAAACAUCCCAGCUGUCACUGUAAUGUGCAUGAUCCAGGAACUGACUCAUCCAUAUUCGUCUGGGGACCGCAGAGCCACAGGCUGCUGUGUCACAGGGCUGGGAACAUUUGUGCUCCGAGGAGGUACAACUGCUUAUUCCAAGUGAGUGAAACCGCAAGAAGCUCCAUACUCCUGCAUGGUUGAAAUCCUGAGAAGCGUCAGCUGAGCAGUGCAGCAGGAGCCAUGUCUCUGCCUUUCCGAAAAGAGCUGGAGAAAUACAAGAAUAUCAAUGAAGACGAAAUACUAAGCAAACUCUCGGAGGAUGAACUGAAACAGCUAGAGCAUGUUCUUGACGACCUUGAUCCUGAGAACGCCUUGCUUCCAGCCGGAUUUCGGCAGAAGGACCAGACCACUAAAUCCGCCACGGGUCCCUUCGACAGAGAACGCCUGCUUUCGUACUUGGAGAAGCAAGCGCUUGAGCACAAGGACAGGGAAGACUUUGUGCCAUUUACAGGGGAGAAGAAAGGAAAAAUAUUUAUCCCUAAAGAAAAACCCAUAGAAACUCGUACAGAAGAGAAAGUGACCCUGGAUCCAGAACUAGAAGAAGCCCUGGCCAGCGCCUCAGACACCGAGCUCUAUGACCUUGCAGCUGUUCUUGGAGUGCACAACAUGGUCAACAACCCUAAAUUCGAUGAAGGAGGAGCCCGCAGUAAAGAUGGAAAAGAAAUUGUGAGAAAUGUGGUCAAAGGUGAAAAGGUCAAGCCCAUUUUUGAGGAGCCACCUAAUCCCACCAACGUGGAAGCAAGUUUACAAAGGAUAAAAGCAAAUGAUCCUAGUCUCACAGAAAUUAACCUGAACAACAUAAAGAACAUCCCUAUUCCAACACUGAAAGAAUUUGCAAAAGCUUUGGAAAGCAACACACACGUGAAGACAUUCAGCCUUGCAGCUACUCGAAGCAAUGACCCCGUAGCUAUUGCAUUUGCAGAUAUGCUGAAAGUGAACAAAACAUUGAAGAGUCUGAAUGUAGAAUCCAAUUUCAUCACUGGGACCGGUAUUUUGGCACUGAUUGAUGCACUGAAGGAGAACGAAUCCCUGACAGAGAUCAAAAUUGACAACCAGAGGCAGCAGCUGGGGACGGCUGUAGAGAUGGAGAUUGCCAAGAUGCUGGAGGAGAACUCCAAGAUUCUCAAGUUUGGGUACCAGUUCACAAAGCAGGGCCCAAGAACCAGGGUAGCAGCGGCAAUCACUAAAAACAACGAUCUAGUUCGCAAGAAGCGAGUGGAGGCAGAGCGGCAGUAGCCACGCCACGGCCGAUGCAAGGCAAGACCGGAGCCUGCCAGCAGCUGCACUCUCAGAGCGUUCACUGGUCAGAAGGCAAGACACUGGAAAACCAUUGCAAUGGGAGUUGCUUGUUUCUGUUAAUGUUUCCUCUUAACCUUGAAAAUGCAGCCUGAUCACUUUUAACUUCCAUAGUUAAUUUAAUUCUUAUGAAAGAUUAAUAGUUGGUUUGAAUUUAAUGAAAGUUUCACAAUAUCUGAAACCAAUAUGCAGAAUCUUAACUGUGUUACUGAGCAUAACGUAUAGUGACAUUGACCCUUACUUUAGACACUUCCAUGUGUUAAAAUAUGAUCUCAUGUAUGGAUAAGGGAUCCUCUGCUGAAAAUAGAAACUUUAGGGCCAAGUCCUGCAAUGCCUUAUGUUUGCAAAUAAUCAAUCCUUACUUCUGUGUGUACAGUCCUGCUGAACUGAGUCCUGCAAUGGGAUGCUCCUAGGAGUAGAACUAGUAACACCACCACAGGUUUGUGGGGUCUCACCCCAAGCCCCUCUCCUGCAGCAGGACCUGGGCAGGGGGACGGUGCCGAACAGCACCCUGCUGCGGGGCUCCACGCGUCCCAGUCCGAGUGAAGGAUCACACCGAGGUAUACCAAUGUUGUCAAAGCAUACUUGUUUACAUAAGCUUAGGUGGAUCGUUUUGCAAUGUUAUACUGGCAUUUGCUAUCUUUACCCCAGAGAGUAAAGUAAUGGUAGUGCUGCCAAUCCUGGAUACUUUGAAUGUUAGAUUUUUUUUUUCCUAGGCCAACAGGUUUUUGUUUUUUACUAGAAUGCACAGUUUACAGCUAUUAAUCUAAACAAGUAUUCUACGCGAUAUUUGUUUUGCAUUGAGCCAUGUGUUUGACCUUUUUAAGUUGUUGUUUAUGUACAUUUGUUAGUAUUAUAGAACUGUUCUCAGGACCUUUUAGAUGAAGGUUAAUUAACUAGUUAAUCCUGGACAGCAGCUAUGCCACCAGGAAAAAACACGACGAGGGUAGUUGGACCAACUGCAGAACUUUAUUUAUAGGCUUCAGUCAGGUAUUUGUGUUAGUGCUUGGCUAAGUAAGGGCAGUUUUAAGCAUAGGCACAAACGCUUUGCUAAAUCAGGCCUUAACUCAGAUGCUGUACAAAUUCUUAACCCCGUGGAAAGCACUCAUGAAGCAGUGGUUAACCCCGACCUGCAACAGCAUCAACAUUUUAGUAAGAAUUAAGUCUGAUAUUUUGCUUUGUGAAUUUUACAGCUUAGAAUUAUUCUCUACCACUGUUUUAACACUGCCAACAGUUGCCUCUGACAAACAGCCAGGGGUUCAUUUUGGCUGUCUGUAAGCAUCCUGUGAAGCUAAGGGAGACUUGGGUUAGGCAUCUUGUUGACUCCAAUGCUUGCAGAAAGCCUCCAGGCAUCAGGAGACCCCAGCACGGGUUUGGCUGCACAAAGCUGGAGUGCAAGCUAAGGGGAUGCACUCUCCCUCCGUGCCUUUUUCAUGGAAAUGAGUAGGUCUGAGGCAAGGCUCUUCCUGUAGGAUACUUGCCUUCACAGGGUCCACAAUGACUAAUAUACACUUCAAUCGCGCCUAAACUAAUUUGCUGAAGUAGGCUGCUGUGUUGGGAUCUGAAGUACAGUAUCCACAGCUGACUUCCCUGGAGAGCUCCUAGUCUUUACAGUUUCCACCUUCCUUCCCUUCCUCAGAAAAAGGCCACAACCUUUGCUUUGCAAGUAAAAAACAUAACACGGGAGUCUUGCUGAAAUUUUCCCUGGAUCCAUGCAGGAUUUGUUGUGGAAAAAAUCAGAUAUUCCUUUAAAAAUAGCAAGUUCUGUAACACAGUCAUAACUCUGCAUGGUCUUAAAUAAGCAGCCCUUAAAAAACAAGUGGAUUAGCAGGGUGAUACUGGACUUUGCAGUAAGAGUCCUCAUCCCCAAAGCCAAAAGAUUUUGGUUGCUGACAGACCUCAGUGAUUAGAAUCACACUGUUCCUAUUUCCUUCUUUUAUUUUGUUCUAACUAAGGGAAUUCCAACCAUCAUUUUUUUAAAAUGUAUUUUAAUUUUUUUUGUCGGUAACUUUUUUUUAAGGACGGUACAUUUAUGCGUGCAAGGGAAACAAGUGCAAUCCAUUUCUAGUCUUAAUUGCCAUUUCAAGUGUCGGUGUUUGCAUGCAGCCGUUCCGUAAGGACGGGUUGGCCUGGCUGCUUCUCCAUGUCUGCAGCAUGCCAUCCUGUAUAGCUUUGCUCCGAGCCACGCAGGUGCUUGCGCCGUCAGGUGGCUCUGUUCCUGCCAGCUACAGUUUGUGUCAUGGACCAAGGUAACCGCUCGGGAAGGCCAAGCGGCCGCCUCCUUCCCUUCAUCUGCCAUGCUCUUCGCACAGGCACGUUGCCUCUGCGGGGAUGACUCCUCAGGCACUCGAGCACCAUCUCCAACACCAGCCCCAGCAGGCACCAGCAGGCAGCACCCGGAGCCACGCACCUCUCGGCGGGGCCCUGGCUCCUUCCAGCACGUGAGCAGAACUGGCGGGGCCUCGCCCUUUCCUCCAGGCAGCUUCUGCCAGCCUCUGCCCCUCUCUCAGUGACCGGGGACAUCUGUCCUGCCUCUCUGUAUGCCCCACACAAGGGCUUGGUCAGCCUCUGGCCUUGAGCAUCACAAACGAUGCAACGAUAAAAGGAUCUGUUUGAUACAACAGCAUACGAUGGUGAUGCUUGAAGGCAGAUUUCCGUAUUUAUAGGACGAUUUAGCUGGUUAAAUCCCUGCAAGUAACAGGAAGGGGGGCAGGAUGUGACUAGUCCCUUUUAGUGCUACACUUUCAUCUAGCAUACUUGAUCCUGAAUGGGGGACAGGGACAGAAGAGUCCUUUUUCUUAAGCAAACCUUCAGGAGUAACUUCGUCUACUUUUGCACAUUGCUUCUCGUGUUGACAGCUUCAGUUUUGUUUCUAUUUUUUAUACAGUUUUUUCAUGGAAAAGCUCAACUUUGUUCGUGUCCUAACAUGUAUGUGACUGGUAGCGUGCACUAAGGACAGUGUGGUGUACAUGUUAAACUCUA
This is a messenger RNA of Cygnus atratus (black swan), 4550 nucleotides long. Its product is annotated as tropomodulin-2. Gene Ontology annotation, biological process: pointed-end actin filament capping; muscle contraction; myofibril assembly. The record is from RefSeq and is a predicted model, not a curated record. NCBI's taxonomy places the organism in Eukaryota, Metazoa, Chordata, Aves, Anseriformes, Anatidae. Bases 453 to 1508 code for a protein of 351 amino acids. Gene Ontology annotation, molecular function: tropomyosin binding. Gene Ontology annotation, cellular component: striated muscle thin filament; myofibril. The transcript has 10 exons.